This is a messenger RNA of Trichomonas vaginalis G3, 1344 nucleotides long. RefSeq lists its product as uncharacterized. Lineage: Eukaryota; Parabasalia; Trichomonadida; Trichomonadidae. The transcript has a single exon. The coding region runs from base 1 to 1344 and encodes 447 amino acids. The record is from RefSeq and is a predicted model, not a curated record.
AUGGAAACAACCAGGCAGGAGAUUCUAGAUGAACUCCUCCUUACCGAAAACCCGAUACUUAAGGAUGUUCUAGCUACCCCAAGCUUUGUGCAAGCUGUGAAGACUGGAAAUCCAAAAUUGACAGAAUAUUUACUAUCCGAUACGAUUUUUCCACAAAUAUUAGAUAUUGCUCUUACUGAUAAAUGCGAUGGCUUAACAAAGAAAAUGAUAUCCAAUGUAUUGUCGUUUUUAACAACUUAUUCAAAAGAUACCCAAGAAAGAAUUCGAAAUAAUCCACUUUUCCUAAAGUUUAUCACGGAAUUUCCGAAUACUAAAUAUGCUACAAUGCCCAAUAUUGCUACAAAUUAUUCCAAAAUCGUUGAAACAACAAUAAGGAAAACCAAUGGAGAGUUUAUUAAAGAUCUUCCUGAUCUUGCGAACUUCUUAAUUAAUGGAAUGUAUUAUUUUGCUUAUGAAGAGCUAUUUCUUGUUUUAACUACUGAAUUUAUGAUUCCGUUUGGAGUCAACUUAGAAUUGAUUAUCGAAUUUGCGAAAACAAUACAUAAUGAACAUGGACUCGGUACGGCCGCAAUAAUGAAGCAAAUGUUGAAAUGUAAAAAGGAUUUGUAUCCUUUCUUUGACAAUCCAGAAGUAGUAUCAAUUCUAUUGGAUGAGGCAAUUAAACCUGGUAAUCCGCUAGUUUCUUUCGAGACUUUUCAAGUUAUUGAUAAAAUAUCAAACUUUUCAAGGAACAAAUUAACAAGAGAAGCCAUCGAUAGCUACUACGAUAAAUUCGCGUUCAACGAACAUAAAGAUUACGUACAAGCAAUCGCUAUUACGGUGUUUAAACGUUUUCCAGAUGAAUAUGUCAAUUUGUUGUUCGAAAAAUCCACUCUUUCUACUCUUUCCAAUGCGAUAUCUAAGAGUUUACCAUUUUUAGACCACGAGAAAUUAAUAGAUUUAAAUACCAAGUUCAAUUUAGUGGAAAGGAUCCUUCAUACAGAGAUUUGCAAGACAAAUCCUUAUAUAUGGACACUUGCAGAGUCAUUAUAUGGCGUUUCUACCCUAAUUACCCCUGAAUUUAAACAAUUACAUAUCAAUUCUAUAGAUCCGCACUUAAAGAUGAGGAAUUGUGCAUAUGGAGGUGAACGACCACGUGAUGAUUCAUCAGAUUACGUUGAAAACGAAUCAUUUGAGCCAUUUGUUUCAAUUGAUAUCGCAAUUCUAUCAGAUUCCAGUAGUUCUGAUACAAGUAGUGAUGAAGAAAAUGAUAUUGGUGGUUUUGAGAACGUAAAGUUCUUUGCAAAACUUGCAGGAAUGGAUGAAUUGACUGAAUCAAUUGAAACUGCUCAAAAAGUGAUCUAA